Messenger RNA from Sphenostylis stenocarpa, 2271 nucleotides. The record is from the annotation of a GenBank genome assembly. NCBI's taxonomy places the organism in Eukaryota, Viridiplantae, Streptophyta, Magnoliopsida, Fabales, Fabaceae.
AUGCAAACUCUCCCUCUCUUCCUCUUUCUCUUGUUCUUCUGUGGAACUGCACAUGGGUUUGGUGCCAUGGGUCCAAUCACUGCGUCAUUAGGAGAGGAGGAGGUUUUCUGCGCCAUUGAUGCUAGUGGGAAGCAAGAGGUCAUUUGCUGGGGGAACAACGCCACAUCACCGUCUCUCUCCUCUGUUAUAAAUGCCGUUCCUGCCAUGUCAGCACUCUCCGGCGGGGAAGGCUUCAUCUGCGGCAUUUUAGCCAACACCUCGCAAGCGUUCUGCUGGGCCGCUGUCACAAAACCCAGCAUAGAUCUCAACCUCGUGCCGCCGGAGUAUCGGAACACCGCAUAUGCCCACAUCGCGGCCGGCAAGAGUCACGUGUGCGCCAUCAGGGGAUCCUACUACGCCGAUCGCGAUUCUGGUACCGUGGAUUGCUGGGAGAUAACGAGGACCGCAAACAAAACGUUGACAGCGAAACAGACUGAAUUGUUUCUUGACCUAUCCGUGAUGAAUCUGGAGAUGAAGAGGGUUGUUUCCGGGGAAGGGUUCACCUGUGGCGAGGUCAGAGACGGUGGACUUAUAUGUUGGGGACCAAACGCUGGAGGGAUAAGAGUUUCCAAUGUUUCCGAGAGUUUCGCGGUUUUGGCUGCGGGUCGGAGUGCCGUGUGCGGCGUUUUCAACUUUUCAGGCGAGUUGAAAUGCUGGGGCGACCCGGGUUCGUUUUCGGAUCCUCCGGUGGAUUCCGUUCGGCUGGUGUCUCUAUCCGCUGGGUCUAACCAUUUCUGUGGCGUUAGAAUGGAUAACCAUGAAGUGGAGUGUUGGGGUGAUUUGAAUUCUUCGGUUAUUCCUCGAGGGAGCGGUUUCAUGGCUAUUGCUUCUUCGGAUUUCACCACGUGCGGGAUCAGGGAAGAUGAUCUUCUUCUGGAUUGUUGGAUGGUGAAUGCUUCGAAACCCGAGUUUGAUCCUCCUUUGGAGCUUUCGAGUCCUGGACUAUGCAAGGCUAGUUCUUGUGGGGUUGGUGCGUUUGCCUUCAAUGCGAGUAUGCUUAACGAGCUAGCUUUGACAAGCCUUUGUGUUAGAGAGGAUUUGAGGAUUUGUUCGCCUUGUGGGUCAAAUUGUUCUAAAGGCUUCUUCUUGUCAAGUUCAUGUACUAAAAAUGCUGAUAGAGUUUGCACUGCUUGUUCUCUUUGUCAGAACAGCUCUUGUUUUGGUGUUUGUGGACUUCACUCCUCAACGGGGCUGCAUGUGCAUUGGCACUGGCAUCAUUUGCGUAAAUGGAUGGUUAUACUUGGGUGCUCCGUGUUGGGGGUUUUGACCAUUUUGCUUUGUGGGUGUCUUUUUUCUGUGAGAAAGAGAACAAAGAAACAAUCCAAGUCUUGCAUGGGGAAACCGGAGCAAGAGGAUGAUCAUGUCAAUGUUGCUCUCCAAUCAACACCUUCUGUUAAUUCUUGUCCCGGGGCGCCUCAGGUUUUCAGGCUCUCUGAACUGAAGGAUGCUACCAAUGGGUUUAAGGAGUUUAAUGAACUUGGGAGAGGAAGUUAUGGGUUUGUGUACAAAGCCUUGUUGGGUGAUGGGAGAGUGGUUGCUGUUAAAAGAGCAAAUGCUGCUACCAUAAUCCACACCAAUAAUCGUGAUUUUGAAAUGGAACUAGAAAUUCUUUGCAAAAUUCGCCAUUGUAAUAUUGUUAAUUUGUUAGGGUAUUGCGCGGAGAUGGGGGAGAGGUUGCUUGUUUACGAGUAUAUGCCUCAUGGAACGCUUUAUGAUCACCUCCAUGGUGGUCUUUCUCCGCUUAAUUGGAGCCUUAGGUUGAAGAUAGCGAUGCAAGCUGCUAAGGGGCUUGAGUAUCUUCACAAGGAACUUGUGCCUCCAAUUGUGCAUAAGGAUCUAAAAAGUUCCAACAUUCUUUUGGAUUCGGAGUGGGGGGCAAGGAUUUCUGACUUUGGACUCCUUGCUUCGAGUGACAAAGAUCUCAAUGGGGAUUUAGAAAGCGAUGUUUACAAUUUUGGGAUGGUGUUGCUGGAGAUUCUGAGUGGAAGAAAGGCUUAUGAUAGGGAGUACAAUCCACCCAACAUGGUUGAGUGGGCAGUGCCUUUGAUCAAACAAGGGAAGGCCGCUGCUACAAUUGAUAGGGACGCGGCUCUUCCAAGAAAUGUUGAGCCUUUGCUUAAGCUUGCUGACAUAGCCGAACUUGCUGUGAGAGAGAAUCCAAGUGAACGUCCACCUAUGUCAGAUAUAGCAUCUUGGUUGGAGCAAACUGUGAAGGACGGAUUGAUCUUAUAG